This is a messenger RNA of Medioppia subpectinata, 1513 nucleotides long. The record is from the annotation of a GenBank genome assembly. NCBI's taxonomy places the organism in Eukaryota, Metazoa, Arthropoda, Arachnida, Sarcoptiformes, Oppiidae.
UAAAAUUAUUAUCCAAUCGUUUGAUACAUCGCUGACAGGAAUCAGAGACAAGUAUAUGACGGACUCAAUGGAGACACCGGGAGAGGGCCGGGAGGCAAAGGCCAUUGGAAAGCAGUUCGAGAAAUUGGCCAAUCAGUGGAAUGAAAGACAUUGUGAUCAUGAAAGCAGGAAAUCAUUGGAAAACAUUGAGAAGUAUAGCGAAGAGCAGCUGAAGAUCGCGUUUGAGAACCAAUUGACAGCAACGGCCGACGGCACAAUACGUACACCAUUUGGCUCAGGGAUGGGUUAUCUGAACCUCUACUCGUUGACGGCGUUCAGUCAGGCCGUGGCCGACAUAUACCCCUCGUCACAGGGGCUCAUAGCGUGCAAUGACUGGCAUAUGUUGGGCUCAAACAAAAAUAUAGCAACGGUUGCGGGAAAUGUUAGCCACCUGUGCCGCUACCUCGACGAACCCGUACCGCUGCCAUACCUGGCGUACAUCGUGUCCAUCGGUGACUAUAAGUUUGGUAUUUACCUGAAUUAUAUCGACGAAAGAGAGUGUGAUAUAUCGGUUGUCAAUGAGUUUGGGACCAAAGAAACAGUAGAUGUGCUGCGAAUCGUCGACUAUAAAACUGAGGCGAGAUAUGGGGUCCGGGCUUUGGACCCGAACUUUGUGGACGACAAUCGUGUGAAAGAGCUGCCGGUGAGAGACGCCGAGUUCAUGCGCGCCGUCAGGGCUGCGGUACUGCCCGGCAGUCAACAACUGGUCGACUGUACAAACAUUGAGUUCGUUGUCAUGCAUUUCGGGCGCACCUCUCGGGUGAUCGAGUUGUGUCUCAAGGAAUUGGGUUUUGUGAAGGGCCGCCACUUUACCACAUAUGAGUGUUUGGCCGCCAAAGGCAGUGAACGGCAACUGUUUUCGCCCGCAUUUAAACUGAACGUCGACUCAAAAGUAGCGCCGGACACGUCUCGGCUCAUCGUCGGCCUGAGUAACGACGGCUGCCAACUGUUUGUGUACGAGAAGGGCUCUGACGGCAAGUGGACGCUCUUCACGCACGAAGAGUUGGCCCAUCUGUUGCUGUGGUGGGCAAACGUCCGCUACAAAUACCACAAAGCCAUCAGACAGGCGAGAGGGCAACACCGGGAGCGGCCCUGUCAUGUGUACGGACUCAAUGAGCACAGCACUGGUUUUGUGGCCAAUUUCUGCGCCCGAGAGGGACUCACGUUAGAGACGCACAGAAAUAUGGCGGACAUGUUGUUCAUCACCGAAGAUGUGUAUCAGAAGAGGGUUACGGCUGUCGAUCCGGCGGACUAUGAAAGCGGUGCCGUCGAGUACUACGAGACACCGCCCGACCCGAUGCUCAUUGUCAUCGGCACUGACGGCCGCUUUAUAUGCGAUCCCGAGUAUAUGCCUGUUUGGGACGGCAUCGGCGCCGCUCUGCACGUCAUAUAUAUGGCUAUAUAUCUGAAUGGCAUCAUUCGGGGCACUCUUCGCAGCCAUUUGGACAUAAUUCACAAAACAUGUCAGCAGUAG